Molecule: messenger RNA, 478 nt
Organism: Oppiella nova
Lineage: Eukaryota; Metazoa; Arthropoda; Arachnida; Sarcoptiformes; Oppiidae
Source: the annotation of a GenBank genome assembly
UUCGCACAACCAUUGAAUACCAGAGAGAUAUUCUUCUGAUGUUCCAAAACGCCAUUAUGUUUAACAACGCCAACCAUGACGUCCACAAAAUGGCUGUCGAUAUGCAGAAGGACACCAUCGCUAGCAUCGAGGACUUCAUUGCCAACAUUGAUACCAAAAAACAAGACAAUCAAAGCAGUAAUGAUUCCAAACUAAGAGAUCGCGGCCGACGAAGUAAUGCGCCCAUCAUUGCCACUCCAGUUGGUCCCGAGAAUGAGAUGUCUAUUCGCCGCAAAAGCAGAGGCGCCUCCACUGACACCGAUUCCAACGCUUCCAGUCUUACAAAGUCGGUGACCAAGAAGAAGAAGACUUAAACAAGACUUGAUUCUGUGAAUCACACUAAAUGUUUGCAACACUUUAGUAAUAUAAGUCUUCAACUAUUUUUUGACUCCAAUUCCCAUUCAAUGACUGUAUUUCGUAAUAAAGUAUUAAAACUUGA